Messenger RNA from Alligator sinensis (Chinese alligator), 4212 nucleotides. Its product is annotated as zinc finger protein 436-like. NCBI's taxonomy places the organism in Eukaryota, Metazoa, Chordata, Crocodylia, Alligatoridae. Gene Ontology annotation, molecular function: DNA-binding transcription factor activity, RNA polymerase II-specific; RNA polymerase II cis-regulatory region sequence-specific DNA binding. The transcript is spliced from 5 exons. Gene Ontology annotation, biological process: regulation of transcription by RNA polymerase II. The record is from RefSeq and is a predicted model, not a curated record. The coding region runs from base 18 to 2534 and encodes 838 amino acids.
UCAGGGAAACGGCUGCUAUGGAGCCAGUCACGUUUGAAAUGCUGGCUGUGUAUUUCACCAAAGAGCAGUGGGCUCUGCUGGACCCUGCUCAGACAGCCCUCUACAAGGAGGUGAUGCUGGAGAACUAUGCAACGGUGGCCUCGCUGGGAUUUCUGAUUUCCAAGCCCAGCCUGAUCUCCCGACUGGAGCAAGGGGAGGAGCUGUGGGUCCAGGCCUGGCAGAACUACAAGGAAAGGGAGAUCCCAGGAGACUCCAGCCCAGGUGAUGAUCUGAUGAGUGAGAGCGAGGAGGAUCCCCAGCAAGAAGACUCUGAGCAUGUAGCACUGCAUGGAGAAGCACCAGGAAGGAACAAAGGGGCUGUUUCGCAGAGCCUGGAGCUCGGAGGAGACUGUGAGAGUCAGGCUAGGGCAGGAAGACAGCAGGAAAACCAGCUGGAGAAAAGGAGUGAAUCCCCUCACAAGAGCAGAGUCAAAAAAAUCAGAAAGACUCCUCCGAAAAGACUACCCACUGGGGAUAGAGCUGACACCGGCAGUGACCCAUGGGGAAGCUUUCACUGUAGGGCCACCCUUCAUCUUCACCCAAGCCCUGACAUGGGGGAGAGGACCAACAAGUGCCUGGACUGUGGGAAGAGCUUCAGCAAAGGCUCAGCUCUCAACCUUCACCAGAGAAUCCACCUGGGGCAGAAACCCUACAAGUGCGGUGAAUGCGGGAUUGGCUUCACGCAGAGCCACCACUUCCUCUCCCACCAGCAUGUCCACACAGGGGAGAGGCCCUACACCUGCCCUGACUGUGGGAAGAACUUUGGCCAAAGCUCCCACCUGGCGAUCCACCAGCGCAUCCACACGGGUGAGAAGCCAUACGCCUGCCCCACCUGCGGAAAGCGCUUUGGUGACCGCUCACACUUCAUCACCCACCAGCGUUCACACACGGGGGAGAAGCCGUACCGAUGCCCCACCUGUGGGAAAAGCUUCGGGCGGCACUCCUACCUCCUCCUACACCAGCGCACGCACACCGGGGAAAGGCCCUACAAGUGCCCAGACUGCAGGAAGGGCUUCAGCGACAAAUCCCACUUCAAUACACGCCAACGUAUCCACACAGGUGAGCGGCCCCAUGCCUGCCCAAGCUGUGGCAAGUGCUUUGGUGACCGCUCGCACUACAACAAGCACCAGCGCAUCCACACAGGCGAGAAGCCCUACCAGUGCCCUGAGUGCGGGAAGCACUUCCGCUGCCGCUCAGACCUGGUUAUCCAUCAACGCAUCCACACGGGGGAGAAGCCCUACCCAUGCCCUGACUGCGGGAAGGGCUUCAGCCAGAACUCACACCUGAUUUCCCACCAGCGCAUCCACACGGGGGAGAGGCCCUACAAGUGUCCUGAGUGUGGGAGAGGCUUCACACAGAGCCCGCACCUCAUCUCACAUCAGAGGACCCAUGCAGGAGUGAAACCCCACAAGUGUCCUGAUGGCAAGUGGGUGAAAGCCCUCUGUGGGAACAAGAUGCAGGAGAACCAUGAGACUAUGGCCUCGCUGGCUGAUGGGAGGGAGAACAAGGAGAUUACUCAGCAAGAAGGACCUGAGCAAGUGGAACUACGCAGGGCAGAAGUGAGAGUUGCUGAAAGGGAUGCUUCCCAGGCAGUGCGGUUGGAAGGGGUCCCUGAAAAUCAGUGCAAGCCCAAGAGACUGGAAGGAAACUGCGUAGGGGAGAAACAGGGAAAAUGCACUCAGAAGAGCAAAGGGCUCAGGAAGCUGAAUGGCCCUGUCCAGGGGAGAGUCCCCGGUGGAGAUGGGCCCACCAUAUGCAGUGACUGUGGGAGGAACUUCUAUUGCCGGUCCGCGCUGGUGACUCACCAGCGCAUCCACACUGGGGAGAAGCCCUACCAGUGCCUGGACUGUGAGAAGAGUUUCCGCCGGAGCUCGCACCUCAUCUCGCACCAACGCACACACACGCGAGAGAGACCCUACCGCUGCCCCGACUGUGGGAAGAGCUUCAACCAGAAAUCCAACCUCCUCAUCCACCAGCGCAUCCACACAGGAGAGCGGCCCUACCAGUGUCCUGAGUGUGGAAAGAGCUUCAGCUACAGGUCAGUCCUGAUCAUACACCAGAAAACCCACACGGGCGAGAAGCCCUACAAGUGUCCUGACUGCGGGAAGAUCUUCAGCCAGAGCUCAGACCUCACCAAGCACCAGCGCGUCCACACGGGCGAGAAGCCGUAUGCCUGCACCGAGUGCGGGAAGAACUUCAGCCUGAACUCACACCUCCUCUCGCACCAGCGCACCCACGGAGGGGAGAAACCCUACACCUGCCCCGACUGUGGCAAAAGCUUCAACGACAGCUCCAACCUCAUCACCCACCAGCGCAUCCACACGGGGGAGAAGCCCUAUAAGUGUCCUGACUGUGGGAAGAGCUUUGGGAGGCUCUCACACCUUCACAGGCACCAGAGGACUCACACAGGGGAGAAACCCUACACGUGCCUGGACUGUGGGAAGAGCUUCAGCGAGAGCUCAUCCCUGAUUAGGCACCAGAGAGUCCAUAUCUGAAGUGGGGGGAAUGUCAGGGGGAGUCCCUGAAGGAUGAGGGCACACAACAGGUCCUCUCCAGAGCAUUCUCAAAUGACUUCCUAGGGCUAGGAACAGACGUUGCAUUUGUCCUAGCACAAGGUGUGCCUGUGCUUGUCCUAGAGCAGAAAUAUCCAGGGAUUGACAAGAACACACAUUACCCUUCCAAUCAGGGUUCAAUGAGCAGUUGAAUGCAUUGUCACUCUUCUGCCAUUGAUGCACAGGCUAACUGUUCAGACACAUUUUGUGAUGUCCUAAGACAAACUGUUAGCACUUCUUAUUCCAUGAACCUUUUUAGGACAGCGGACAUGGAUUUCUGACUAUUGUGCUUUUCCUGGAAUAAAAUGACUUCUCCUGGGACAAAUGCGUUAUUUGUUUGCAACCUAAGAAAACAAAGCAGACGUGGGACACACAGCAUUUUCUCCCAAGGGAAUGCUCUUCUCUGCAAUAAAGUUAUUUCUGAGGAAAUCAGAAGUUAAUUUAUUCUGGAGAAAGUUGCUCUAGUGUAUGGGUCAUGCACCCACUACUGCUGGCAAUUUCAGGAGCCUAUUUGCUCAAUACAAACCCAUUUCCCCACCACCUAGGGGCUGCAGUCGUGUCUACUUCAGGCAGCCAGGUUGGAAGAGCUGCUUGUAUGUAUGCUCCUUACUUUGGAGUAAAUUUACUGCAGGGUAAAAUUCAGGGGAAAUUACAGUAAGCUUACCAUGUCUCCACACCCUAAGCAUCCCAUUCGUGAUGGCAAAGUAAAUAAUACUUCUGCCAGUUCCCACACAUAUCAGACAGUCAGGCAAGCCUGGAGAAGCCACCUAGCCUCCAAGAUGCUUCUUAGGGCAAAUAAUAAUUGUUGCCUUCCUGGACCAGAGUGGUGUAGAGCACAAGAUCACAGCAGGAUUCCUGUGUGGUGGAAUGGAUUGGUGGAUGAUGAUGACUGCUUUUGAGAAGCUCUCUGCAUUGCCUGUUCAGCUCCUGCGCUUACGGUUGGUGCUUCUCCCAUGCAACUACCUUUAUCAAAUAUGCUGUGGCUUCUGUUUUGUUCUUCGUUGUAUCUUAGGUAAUAAUAAUAAUAAUAAUACCUUAAGGGGAAAGAGCAAACUCAACAGGAGUAGGAAUGUGACAUCCUGAGCUGGCUCCUUGGCAGUGUUGGAGAUGAAGGUUGACUUUUGACUUCCUUAUUUUGCAAAAAGGAGAAAUAAGGUGAAUCCAAAUGACUUCAGACUCUCAGAAUCUUAUCUGAGACAAGAAUAUCAAGAUGGGCCUUUCUGAGGUGUGGUGACACCUCCAAAGAAGUCUGUAUAUGGGUAUAUUUUGAACCAUGCAGCCUAGGGUCUAGCAACUGUAGUUACACUGGAAUUCUGCUCUUUAUACCCUGUAGUUACCAUGAAUUGAUAGACACGGAGCAUGGAAUUCUGUUUUCCUUCUCAUGAUUUUAGAUGUGUAACUACUCCUUAUAUGCAGGCAGCAAUCCUGUUUUCCUAGCAGUAUAGACACAUAAGUGAGUGUACAUAGAGUAAGCAUGUGCAGUAGGCUGUACACUGGCCAAGCACAUGUGCAGCUACAUACACAUGCCCCUUGUAGAUGCUUGCCAGUGUCUAAAGCACUGGUUCUCAACUUUUUCAGACUCAGGGCUCCCCUCAUUAGACUCAAGACACCCCUCAGAAAA